Messenger RNA from Schizosaccharomyces osmophilus, 1023 nucleotides. It is a transcript of the gene rfc2, whose product is annotated as DNA replication factor C complex subunit Rfc2. Gene Ontology annotation, molecular function: DNA binding; ATP binding; DNA clamp loader activity. Gene Ontology annotation, biological process: DNA-templated DNA replication; DNA repair. Gene Ontology annotation, cellular component: nucleus; DNA replication factor C complex. The record is from RefSeq and is a predicted model, not a curated record. The transcript has 2 exons. Lineage: Eukaryota; Fungi; Ascomycota; Schizosaccharomycetes; Schizosaccharomycetales; Schizosaccharomycetaceae. The coding region runs from base 1 to 1023 and encodes 340 amino acids.
AUGUCCUUCUUUGUUCCAAGGUCGAAGCAAACUGAACAGGAAUCGAAGAAAUCGGUCCCUUGGGUAGAAUUAUAUCGUCCCAAAUCUUUAGACCAAGUUUCUUCUCAGGAAGCUACUAUCCAGGUGCUAAAAAAGACUUUAUUGUCCAGCAAUUUACCACACAUGCUCUUCUAUGGCUCUCCUGGUACAGGAAAAACUUCAACUAUUUUAGCCUUGGCUCGAGAGCUCUUUGGGCCUCAGCUUAUGAAGUCAAGAAUUUUGGAAUUAAAUGCUUCUGAUGAGCGAGGUAUCUCCAUUAUUCGAGACAAGGUGAAAACUUUCGCCAAGACAACUGUUUCAAAUUCAGUAGAUGGGUAUCCAUGCCCUCCUUUUAAAAUUAUUAUUCUUGAUGAGGCUGAUUCAAUGACUCAAGACGCUCAAGCAGCUCUUCGUCGAACCAUGGAAAUGUAUGCAAAAAUUACCAGAUUCUGUUUAAUCUGUAAUUAUAUGACUAGAAUUAUCGAUCCUCUAGCCAGUCGUUGUAGUAAGUAUCGCUUUAAGCCUUUGGAUUCAGAAAAUAUCACUAAAAGGCUUGAACUUAUUGCAACAGAUCAAAAUGUCCAAAUGGAAACCGGUGUUAUUGAUGCCCUCGUAGAAUAUUCUGGCGGUGAUAUGAGAAAGGCUAUUACAUUUUUACAGAGUGCCGCUACUCUUCAUCAGGGAAGCCCAAUCACUGUAGCAAGUAUCGUUGAACUCGCAGGAGCUGUUCCUUUAAAUAUUAUUCGUACUUUGCUUGAUACAGCGUACACAAAAAAUAUUUUAAAGAUUGAAGCUAUGACACGCGAAAUAGAAGCAGAAGGUUAUUCAACCGGAAUUGUUUUAUCACAGCUGCAUGAUGUUUUAUUAAGUGAAGAAACACUCAGCAGUCCAGCAAAGCACAAAAUUUUCUUAAAAUUAUCAGAAGUCGAUAAGCGUCUUACUGAUGGAGCCGAUGAAUCACUUCAAUUAUUAGACCUUCUCUCCUUUAUUUCAGUUGUUGCUUAA